CGUCAGAUCGUCACAUCGUCACUCGUGUUGUGGCGCUGACAGAGUGCAGACGAUCGUUCCUGUUUCACCAGUCAGUGCCGGCAAGUGGUGGGUGUGUACGGAUCCUUCAAUUCCCCCCGAUUUCGAUCCAAAUAGACGUGAAGCGGACAUUCGAACUCUCUCACUAGUAAACAUCAGUCAUGGGAGGAUAUGCAUGGGUUACACUGGCUACGAACGAUGCCUAUUCUUUGGGAGCAUUGGUCUUGGCGCACUCCCUACGUCGGGUCGGCACCAAGUACGAGCUAGCUUGUCUGGUCACUCCCGGAGUUACGGCAACGAUGAGAGAAAAAUUGGCGGCAGUAUUCUCCUUGGUGCAGGAAGUUAAUGUUCUCGACUCGAAAGACGAGGCAAACUUGGCCUUAUUGGCUAGACCAGAGUUAGGCAUCACUUUUACCAAAUUACAUUGCUGGAGGCUAACUCAAUACGAGAAGUGUGUAUUCAUCGAUGCAGAUGCGCUUGUGGUGCGAAAUUGCGAUGAACUAUUUGAGCGCGAGGAAUUAUCGGCCGCGCCUGAUGUCGGUUGGCCCGAUUGCUUCAAUUCCGGAGUAUUUGUAUUCAGACCAUCUCAACAAACGUUCGCGUCAAUCACUGCAUUUGCCGCGGCCAAGGGCUCAUUCGACGGCGGCGAUCAAGGCUUAUUAAACAUGUACUUUAGUGAUUGGGCCUCUAAGGACAUCUCCAAACAUUUACCAUUUAUUUACAACAUGUGUUCCACCGCGACGUAUUCGUAUCUGCCCGCAUUUAAGCAAUUUGGCGAGGAUGUGAGAAUAAUACACUUUAUUGGCAUAACGAAACCCUGGUUACAGUAUUUCGAUACUCUAACUGGUGUCGUUCAACCACCGUCAGGAUCUACGCAUUUGCAACCGCUGUUACAAUUGUGGUGGAAUAUAUUCUGCGAGCAAGUGCAUCCGCAGCUGUCGCCUUCCAUGGCCACCAGCACAUUGGCUCCAAUUUGGCACGCAUUUGCUUCCUCGUCCUAUCUACCUCCCGUUUCUAAUAUUUCCGUUUACUCUGAUGCAAUAAACCGUGACGACGUUUAUUCUCGAACGCCGGAUUUCUCGGAAUUUAAAGAUCCUUGGGAAGAGUACUCUCCACAGAACGAUUUGUUCGCAACCGAUGAUGCAUUGAGUGCAUUGAGUGAUAAGAAUGAUAAUUAUUAUUGUGGAGCAGGAUACGAGAAAAAGGCUGCGGAUAUUGAUCAUCAAAAUGAUCACAAUACAUCUAAAUUUGAACACAAUCAACAAUUCCACUACGAACAACGUUUUUCUUAUGCGCCUAAACAAACACAACAUAGUUCGCAUCCUACAAAUAAUGAACAUAAUCAGUAUCAAGAACAUGCAACUUUUUAUUCUGAAGAGAGCCAUAGUCAAAGACAAGUCGUACAACACACCGAAGAUUAUUGGCAACAAUAUCAGCCGACUGAACAGAGAUACCAUCCCGAGCAGCAUGGACACAAAGAGCAAAAACAGCAUAAUGAACAAUAUCAACAACAUCAUCAUGAGCAAAGACAUCAUAAUGAGCCACAUCAUUAUAAUGAACAGAGACAACAUAGCGAGCAUCAUCAGCAUUCUAGACAAUCUCAUCAACAUGAUUAUUGUAAAAUGGAUGAUCAUUAUAUCCAGCAUCAAUCGGUUCACGAACAACCGCAUUCUACCGAAACGUGGCGCGAAAAUCACGCGCAACACGCUAGUGACCAAACUGCUCACUAUCAAAGACAUACUGUUUCUCAUAACGAUUCCCACUCGCAACAUCAUAUCCAAAAUAGCGCUCAAGAUAAUUUUACAUCUCACUAUCGUCAAAGUAAUGAGAAAAAUAGCGAGCAAUCAUCGGGAACUGCGAAUAAGCAGACAGACACGCAGAGAAUAAAUUUCCACCCUUCCCCUCCUGCACCUUGUACAGAUCUCCACAAUGUAGCCAUGCGAUCUGACUCGAAUAUAACGGAACAUCUAGACAAUGCAAAUAUGGGUAUCGCCGGUGCCUUGGCUCAGAUGACGUUGGGCGAAGCGAGGAGCGCGGAGCAAGUAGCCUUGGAGGAGCACAUGAGGAAGCAGAGCUGGGAGCAGGGACAGAUCGACUACAUGGGUCGCGACAGCUUCGACAAUAUAUGGAAGAAGAUCUGCGAGACACUUUCUCUUUCGCCGCAGCGUCAACCAUCUCCACCUAAAGAGGAUAUUGCUGAACCAAAGGAAAGCGCCAUUACUGUUGACGCUACUGAUGAACCUGCUGAGCCUGCUGAGCCUGCUGAGCCUGCUGAGCUAAAGACUGUUGAACCUAUAGAUGUCGAAGUGACUAAACCAGUUGUUGAGGCAGACAAGGAUCCAACGCAAUCUCUAGUAUGCGAAGCUUCUGAGGAGAAGCUUUCGGCGGCGCAAACUACGUGUGAGAUCAGCGACGAAAGCGUCACCAUCGCGCAAUCCUCUGAGCAGAAAACAUCCGCAUUACCUUCCGAAAAAAGUGUCAUGGUACAAGUUGCUGCAAUAAAAGAGUCAAGCGAGCUGAUGCAACCGGCUGCGAUAGAAAGCGCAAAAGCAACGGACAAAAAAUUAAGCGAAACAAGUACUGAAUUGUCUUCUACCCAAGAAUCGGCGUCUGAAGACAAAAGCGAAAGUCUUCCUAUCGAAACGCAGCAAGUUGAUUCACAAACAUCAACGUGUCUCUUGGUAGAUGCCUCUUGCAAGAAAGAUGUAACUACGCCUGUUACGCAAAUUGAGAGCGCAACAACGCCUACUGAGACAAAACUAGAAACUCCAGUUUCCGCUCAAGAUGCAACGGAGCUUAAAACUACUGCAAUUAGCGUAGAUAGUCCACAGAACAUCAUUGCUUCUUCUAUAACGAGCGAAGCGUCGCUGCAAGAAACCACGAAAUCUGUUAUCGAACCCGAUCUAACGCAACCUCUCACGAUAGAUCCGGGUGAGCAGCACGCAGAGGUAUUACUGGCGGCUUCUGAGAUUUCCACCGUCAGCCCCGUGCCUAUCCAGGUAGCGGAAUCGGUUCUUCAGACGAAACCCAAAGAGUCCGUAUCAGACGCGGCUGUAGCCAUGCGGGAUCAAGCAAUCGCUACUACGGUCACGGCUGUGCACGAGUCCACGGAUAUCGCUCCCGCAUCGAUCACAGUGGAACCAGUUCAAUUGAACGGAUCGGUUUGUGAGAAAUGCGACGAUAUCCCAUCUGUAGUUGCCAAUUUAUCAGAAAGUGCUGACACUUCUGCUCGGACGGCAAAAGAAUCCGCGAAUGAUUUACUUAUCACAAAAGACGUACCAUCAGAAGCAUCGGUAGAGAAGGUAGAGACCGUCAGCAGCGUGAUGUCUCCAUCAGAAAUAUCAUCUGCAAAAGUGGAAAAAUUAGCGGAAUCCACGGAGAUUGAGAGAACAACAGAAGCACCGGAAGCAAAGUCUCUAACGCAAACUACAAAGAUGGAAACGACAGAAGCAACAUCUGCAGAGCAGAUUGUAAAAGCAGAAACGGCAGAACCUGCCGAACAAGUUAAGCAAACCGAGAUAACAGAAGCAGCAGUAAUAACGAAGUCGUCUAGCGAAAUUCCAGAGACAUCAGAAAUUGCUGAGUCAAGUUCAACGGAAGAACCUACUGAAGCGGGAGUGUUCAAUAUCCCGUCGACGCCGACGGUGAUCGAGGCUACACCGCCGACCAGUCCGUCAGUAGAAAGUACGCAGGAGGCGGAGGAAAAGCAAGCCGAGAAGAAGAGCCUGAAGAAGUCCGAUUCGCUGGACGCUGCGAAUGGAGAAGGUGUGGACAAAAAGGCGGCGAAGAAGACGGUGAAGAAGGUAGUGAAGAAACCGAAGACGAAACCCGAGGAGGCGACUCCAUCGACUACGGCGGAGGGCGCAACCGCGGACGGUUCCCAGAGCAAGCCGAAGAAGACCGUGAAAGUUACGAAGAAGAUCGGCGCGAAGACCGGACAGACUCUAGAAACCGACACGAGUGUACCGGAGACACCGCCGCCGCCGUCGUCGCCAGCUAGCGCCGGUGUCUCUGCCGCCUCCGACGUGCCUGUUCCGCCCAAGCGAAAGACGAAGAGUACCAACGCGAAAGGAACGACCGACAAGAAGCCCGAAACGGAAGAGUGAUCCGAAUCGACAAUGACGAUACCUAAUAACGCGAAAGUCCGAGAGACCGGGAAGAGAUUCUUUGAUCGUUCCUGAUGGGGAUACAUCGAGAUUCAGAGCUUUAAUCCUUUCGAGAUUCCACGUUGCUGAGAGACUAAAUAUUUUCGCGCUCAAAUUUUUUUUAUAGUUGUCUUAAGAUUUUAAAUUUCGUUGAGGAACAGCUUGAUUAGCUAUUGAGAUUCAAUAGCUUGCUAAAAAAAAACAAUAAUAAAAAUUGUCAACUAUAUAAUACAGCCGAACGCCGUCUCGAAAGGAUUAAGGAACACUUGGCAAUAAAAGAUUAUACUUGCUAGUCUGUUAAACAGUUUUUUGAUACUUUUAAUAUAUCUCGCAAGAGAAGAGUUUCUAUAUCGCCAUUGAGCUUGAUACCGCCGAGAUAUUCGCCGGAAGUAUUGAGCAAUACGGAGAGUUUAAUCACCGCAAUAAAAAAUUUUUAUUUAUAUCACGCGUUACUCCACUUGUCUUAUAUCUCUCUUUUUCUUUUUUUAUUGAUGAUAUAUACUCUACUCAUUUUUACAUAUCGUAUUUGUGUAAUUAUCGAUGUCUGACGACCCUCAAGCGGGCUCUUGCAUAUUUCGAAUAUCAUAUAUAUAGUGAUAUUCGGUAUAUACGAUGCAACCUGUUGUGCCUUGCGAGCUUGAAUGUCCUAUCAUGAGCAAGAAUUUUGUCUAUUUACUUCAGUACGUCUGAUAUAAAUUGCAAGAAAAAGAGAAAACCAAUUGUGAUUGAUCAGUUCUGUUGAAUUAUGUUUAAAAUUUAUCGCGAAUCGAACGAUGCCAGUCAUCAUUUGUGAAAUUACCGCGAAUUACAGCUUAUGUUUUAUAUAUUAUACAAUGUAUAUAGGGUGUCCGGAGCGAAAGCAAUAAGCAACCUUGUCAACGCGGUGCUUGGAAGUACGCUAGUAAAGUGUCUCAAUUUCGUUCCGGAACACUAAUUUCUGUAUAUACAUUGUAAUAACACGAGUUUUAUUAUCGCUUAUUCAUCGAUCGAACGAAAUGGAAAAUUAAAAAAGAAGACUUCAAUUAUAAAUUAUAGUUUCAUUAAGAAACGAGAAAAGGGAGAGAAAGUAUGCUAAUUUAUAUUACAUAUACAAGAAUAAUGCAACGUGUUGUGAAAACGGCAACUGAGAUAUUACGCGAGGAAUCUUAACCGUUCAUUUUUUUUUCUUUAUACAUAUACAUAUAUAUUUACAUAUAUUAAAUUAUACUUUUCAGUGUGUAUUUUUACUCUAUUUUGUUGAUAUUUUCAGAAAAUCUCCACUUUUUCUUAUGAUAUAUAUGUACACACACACACAUACACAUAUAGAUAUAUGUAUGUACAAAUUUCUUAUUCUAAUUUAGAUUUAAGCAAGCAAAUAAUUUUUUAAAAUGCGUACAGCUCUACUCUUUCAAGAGAAUUUAUUGCAAUAUAGUAUGUAAUACAACUGAAAGCUUUUUAAUGGUAAUUUAAAAAAGAGAAGACUUCUAUAUAUAUAUAUAUAUUAAUGUAAUUUUGUUAUCGAUCUAAAUGUUUGAAAGAAGAAAGUGAUAGGAAAUACUCCAAAGAUGCAUCUAUAUAGUGCAAGAUUUGUAACAAGACUUAUCAUUAAUAAAAUGUGUAUCGUCAA
This is a messenger RNA of Cataglyphis hispanica, 5769 nucleotides long. RefSeq names its product proteoglycan 4 (gene Gyg). Bases 180 to 4124 code for a protein of 1314 amino acids. The record is from RefSeq and is a predicted model, not a curated record. Gene Ontology annotation, cellular component: cytoplasm. NCBI's taxonomy places the organism in Eukaryota, Metazoa, Arthropoda, Insecta, Hymenoptera, Formicidae. Gene Ontology annotation, molecular function: glycosyltransferase activity. The transcript has 9 exons.